Cutaneotrichosporon cavernicola is the source of this 669-nucleotide messenger RNA. RefSeq lists its product as uncharacterized. Gene Ontology annotation, molecular function: transcription coregulator activity. Gene Ontology annotation, biological process: regulation of transcription by RNA polymerase II. The transcript has 3 exons. The record is from RefSeq and is a predicted model, not a curated record. The coding region runs from base 1 to 669 and encodes 222 amino acids. NCBI's taxonomy places the organism in Eukaryota, Fungi, Basidiomycota, Tremellomycetes, Trichosporonales, Trichosporonaceae. Gene Ontology annotation, cellular component: core mediator complex; mediator complex.
AUGACGGCCACACUCACCGACCCACCCAUCCGAACGUCGCUUCUUCUGGCUCUAACGACACAGGGUGCGCUCCUCAACGAGUUAUUCACCGCUCUCCCCUCGUCGUCCUCGGACAUUCCAGCGCUUCAUGCCUCUCUCGUACAGAGCAGUGCGCAGCUUGACGCCCUCGCUGCCGACGCGGAGGAACAUCAGCGCGCGUGGGCCGCACUACUGGCCCAGAAGGCUGAGGUAGAGGACCUGGAGAGGCGGAUACGCGCACUACUGCGCGAACUCGAGGGCGGGCGUGUCGAGCUCGAAGCACUUGUUGAUGAGGGCCGGCGCGUUAGCGAUAGCAUCGCACUCCGCGAGGACGAUCCGGUCGGCGUACCUGUGCUCCUGGCGCAGGCGCAUGCACUUGCGCGCACGACCAGCGCCCCAGUGUCCAGCUUGCUUGCGCCAGUCGACCGCGCGCAGGCUACCCCCUGGCCUAAUGAGACGCAGAUGCGCCAGGGUCUGCUGUGGCAGCUUGGCGGUAGUAUGAGUGGCAUGGGAGAUGUCGGUGUCAUCGGUCAAGAGCCGGAGAAACAAGGGGAGCGCGUCGAGGUCGUCCACGAAGAGCAGGUGCGUCGGUACAACCCCGAGGCCGUGUUCAAGCUCGACUUCAACUCGGAUGACUCGGACGACGAUUAG